This is a messenger RNA of Neolamprologus brichardi, 5170 nucleotides long. Lineage: Eukaryota; Metazoa; Chordata; Actinopteri; Cichliformes; Cichlidae. The record is from RefSeq and is a predicted model, not a curated record.
CUUUGAAAAUCAUAUUAAUGUAGAAACUGCUUUUAGUGACAGUGUGUUUGCAAUUUAUUUUUUUAAAAUUCGGAUCUUCGCUGCGCUCCUUUGCCAACAGUUUUGACAGUGUGCGCAAUUUUAGGCCUGAUUUUCUACGGUCGUUUUAUUACAUCUGCGACAGUAUCAGACGUUAGACGCGUUCUCUGUGGUUAAUGGGGAUCAGUAAAUGCGUGUUGUUUUUACAGAUAAAUCUCAAGUUAACCUGCACGACGAGCAGUGUGAUUAGCGCGUCGUUGCACAAGCCUGUAAGUCAGUGACGGCGCUGUCUAAAUACAUCCAGCUUCUAAAUUUAGCACGAAUGUAACGGGGCUGAUAUGUCAUCGGGCCUGAGCGCAAUACAGUUAGAACAGGAGUACACAUGUGCUGUAAACAGUAUUAGUGUAUUACUGUGUUUUGACAGUAGCUGGAGCAGUCACAGAACUCAGCUGUUUGCGCUGUUCGUCGCACACAGUUUGCGUAAAGGAGGCAGCAAAAAAAAUAAAAAGGGAGAUGUGCGAUAGUACUGUGGGAAAGGUGUAAAGGUGUCAAUGUGUUGCAUGUGUUUGUGUCUCUGGUUUCUCUUGUUACUGUUCAGCUUGUCUCUUGGUGGAUUAAUGCACCGUAGGGGAGAUUAGUAUUUAAUUUCGGAGUGUCCACAUUCAGCGCCUGCGUCAUGAUUCAGCGCAGUGCUGACAUGUUGCAAAAAAAGCAAAAAAAAAAACAACAACCCAAAACUAAUCCUGGCUGAAUUUAAGUAGUCCCCUUGGCUUUUGGGAAUUUGUUUCCUUUUAUCCCGCUUUUCGGCUUGGAGACUUGGAUGUGGAUUUGAAAUCAUGAUUAAGAUUAUGAUGUUGAGAGUUUGGUGCUGGGUUUUUAGUAAUGGCCAUCUGUUUCAUUCUGCUGCUCUGUCUUUGAGUUGUUGAACAGAAGUUUGAGUCAGACUGCCACAUGCACAGAGUGGCAUCUAGAAUAGUUGCUCUGUUGUGGCCAGAAACCUCCAAUCGGACACUGUUAUUGCAUCAGUUAUCUCAUUUAAAGCUGCCUGAGGCAAUAUUGUCUACCACUGUAUACUCUGCAUGUAGCUUUGUGUGAUGAGGUCAUGGAAGUGAUCCAUUUGAGCCAAAAUCUCACUCUUCAGCUUGCUUAAAUGCUCUGUUGCAGGCAGCUUUUUCUACCCUUGGCUCUGUAUGAUAUCAUUUAGAGUGCAUAUCCCUACUACAGCAAUCAGGGACACUCAGCAGUCCCACCCACUUGCCAGUCAUACCUUUCGUAUGCAAGUGUGAGGCCGUUGAUGGAAAGCAGGCUUAAAAAUGGAGCUAAGAUGGCUUGUUUCAGACCGUGGAUGGACUGCAGCUUUUCAUCACAGCCCAGUAUUUGAAUUCUGCAUGAUAAUGCAAAUCUAAGCUACGGAGCUGGGAAUGAACACAUUGGGUCCACUUUAAUAUUGACAUGCUCGCAACAAUACACAACUCUUCAAACUGUUCACCAAAGUAGGAAUAUUUGCAGAACUGCUGUGUUGGAAUGCAUUAGUCUUACCUUGGUUAACCUGAGAAACUUUCAACUGUGAGCAUGUGGAACGAAGUAUUUGUACAACAGUUCACACAAUGCAGGUUUCACUAGGAAGGUCAUGGAAGUGAUCCAUUUGAGCCAAAUGCAGGUUUCACUAGGAAGACCAGCCUUUUGGCUUUAGACUUCCCGCCCAUUGCCUUAUAAAUCAGCCCCACCCCUUUGUGUUUUACUGGGUUUCAUAAUACUCAGCUUACUCGAGUGCUCACUGUAGCUGUAGCUGUGCUGGUGAGGAGUCCUCCUGUUACAAAGGGGAAGAGGAUCGUCAUUCUUUGGCCUGUCUCUACCAGCCUUUUUGAUCAGCUGCUUGUUUUCUUUGUGUCCGGAGGAGAAGAGACGAGUCAUUCACUACAGCUUCACUGGUGUCCGUAGCUUCUGUCAUCUACCAGCGUGAGCCAGCAUGGAGGAAGAGUCUAAACAAAGAAGUCUGAACAUGGAUUUUUCCCAGCUGCACACAUACACGCCACCACAGUGUGCUCCAGAGAACACCGGCUAUACUUACUCUCUCAGCUCCAGCUAUUCAACAGCAGCGUUAGAGUUUGAGAAAGAGCACCAGAUAGCUCCUGUGUACGAGUCGCCCAGGAUGUCACGACGGAGCCUGCGUCUCCAGACCAGUGCCAGUCACUAUGGAAACGAGAACCUGGUUGAUUACUCCCAGAACCACCACAGCAGCAGCAGCAGCAGCUACACCAGCACCAGCACCAGGAGAGAGACACGGACGCUGCGGAGCAGAAAGCAACAGUCCAGUUCCAACUCCCUGUCUUUAUCCCUGAGCCAGGCCGCAACACCAAGGAAAACCCUCACCUUCUCAGCUGGUAAUACCCCCAUUAACAGCAGCAGCAGCUUGCAGCAAAGCAGCACAGCGUCUGAUGCCGCUCAGAUCACAGCCAUCGUUGAGCAGCCCCAUCUGAGGCAACGCACUGUCACUACCACCACAACAACAACUUAUGUGGAUGGACACUGGGGGCAGACUCCCAGCCACAGUUUAUCAAGUGUCAACGGCGAUGCCAGUACGUCAAAGUCCCACGCCGCGCUCUCCAAUGGCUACAUUUGCAGAGACUGCUCUGUACACUCUCAGAAGACGGACUCCUUUGUCACACAAUCCGCAUCGUCAUUAUUAUCGUCAUCGUCGUCGUCAACAUUUCAAGCUGCCGAACCUUCCACGGAUGCCCUCUCGUCAACAUCAUCACCUUUCACCAGUAUUUACAGCAGAGACAGGAGUCGAAGGAACAAGACGGGUGUCCUGGCUUCUAUGUCUAACACGUGUAUACGCUACAGCAAACAAGCCUUGGCCCCCAUAGUGUCCUUAGUCACUGUGCUCUUCAACAGUGUGGUCUGGCUGGGUUCAAGGGCCAAGAGCCAAACAGGAAAAGGUGCCUUGACAUCGUUUUCGGACUCGGUGAGACAAGCGGCGUCCUCAAGUUUAUCCCAACUGUGGCUAUUAAAGCAGACCACUCUCCACAGGAUGAUGGGCCACGGGGCUAAUGGAUAUGAAGGACAAGCUCACUCGAGCUACUGUGGAAGCAUGAAUGUGAAGGAUCUGGUUACUGAAGAUGCGUCACAUCUUAAUCUCAAUGGCUCCCUGUGUGAUGACUGUAAAGGGAAGCAGGUCUCUGAGACACACACCGUCCUCCUCAAACAGUCCUCUAGGUCCCGCCGACUGGCGGGGGCACUGUGGAGCGUCCUAGUUUAUGCAGGUCACUGCCUCCUCCAGCCAGGUUACUGUGUGAUGAGAGCAGGCAAAGCUUUAGGUUCAGGUGUAGGGACGGCAGCACAAAGGGUGCUCUCACUGUUCUGGAUGCUCCUGGCGGCUCCAGUGAAGGCAGGCAAAGGACUUCUGUGGUUUCUUGCAACAGGAUGGUACCAGCUGGUGUCUCUCAUGUCUCUGCUCAACGUCUUCUUUCUAACCCGAUGCCUUCCCAAACUCUGGAAGCUCCUGUUGUUGCUUUUGCCCCUUUUGCUCCUCCUUGGUGAGUGCCUUAUCAAAUAUCUAACCUAUUUAGCGAGCACAUAUAGAAAAAACCCUGUGGCAGUCUCCAGUGUGGACAUGGAGCGUCUUGAACGCGUCGAGCGCCAGCUAGCCCUUCUUUGGGAGCGAGUCCAGCAGGGUGACCAGAAGCAGGAGCAGCGCCAUGAUAACAUUUUGGGUCUCUACAGCACCCUGAGGGAGCAGCUCCAUACGCAGACUGACAGGGACAGCCUAGGACUGUGGGUGGCCUCCUUGCUGGACCAGAGAAUCGGUGUGCUGCGAGGAGAGCUGGAGCAGGAGAACACACAGAGAGCGCAGGGUGCAGAGCUGCAAAAACAACAGCAAGAGAGUCAGGCAGCACGACUGGCUGAUUUAGAGUUACUGCUCAAAGCUCUGUCUGCCAAGACUGAGGAGGUGCAGCAGAAGCAGCAGCAGUAUGAACAUGAGAAGAAGAAAACAGAGAAAGAAGCUGUCACUUCAGCUGCAGACACGGCUCCUGUGAGUGUGGGCGUGAAGCAGGAAGACCAUGACGCUCUGCUAACAGAAGUACAGAGACUUGAGGUAGAGCUGAGUAAAAUCAGACAGGACCUGCAGGGCGUUGCAGGAUGCAAGGGCAGGUGUGAGCAGCUGGACACGCUGCAAGACACUAUAUCAGCCCAGGUGUCCUCUCAGCUGCGUAAGGAGUUGCAGGCUCUGUUCUUUGGUGUUGGUGCUUCCGGAGAGGAGCAGGGCGAGGUGCCCGAGUCUCUGAUCCACUGGCUAUCCCAGCGCUACGUGAGCACCCCUGACCUGCAGGCUUCUCUGGCCUCACUGGAGCUUAGCAUCCUGAGAAACAUAUCCCAGCAGCUGGAGGUCAGCCGGACCCAGACAGUGGUUGAGGCUGAGUCCAGAGCCAAGAGCAUUGUUCAGACAGUAACCGGAACUGUCCGGCACGCUUCUGCUGCCGAGGGACUGACAGAAGAGCAAGUGAAGCUGAUUGUGCAGAAUGCUCUGAAGCUCUACUCCCAGGAUCGGACAGGCCAGGUGGACUAUGCCCUGGAGUCUGGAGGUGGCAGCAUCCUCAGUACCCGCUGCUCUGAGACCUAUGAAACCAAGACGGCCCUCAUGAGUCUGUUUGGCCUGCCACUCUGGUACUUCUCCCAGUCUCCACGUGUUGUCAUUCAGCCUGAUGUGUAUCCUGGAAACUGCUGGGCAUUUAAAGGCUCUCAGGGCUAUCUGGUGAUCCGGCUGUCCCUGAGGAUCCUGCCCACAUCCUUUGCUGUGGAGCACAUCCCCAAGACCCUCUCCCCAACUGGAAACAUCACCAGCGCCCCACGCAACUUCACCGUCUUUGGUCUAGAUGAUGAGUACCAAGAAGAGGGAAAGCUCCUGGGACACUACACAUACCAGGACGAUGGGGAGUCACUGCAGAUCUUCCCGGUUAUGGAGGAGAAUGACAAGACGUUCCAGAUAAUCGAAGUGAGGGUGUUGUCCAACUGGGGUCACCCCGAAUACACCUGCCUGUACCGCUUCAGAGUCCAUGGAGAACCUAGACCUCACUGAACCAACCUCCACUACAUUCACUUAUAUAUGAUGCACCACCCCAUCUGUACAUAGCUCUCACUGACUUAAACC